Messenger RNA from Eublepharis macularius, 777 nucleotides. It is a transcript of the gene MICOS13, whose product is annotated as mitochondrial contact site and cristae organizing system subunit 13. The coding region runs from base 334 to 669 and encodes 111 amino acids. The record is from RefSeq and is a predicted model, not a curated record. NCBI's taxonomy places the organism in Eukaryota, Metazoa, Chordata, Lepidosauria, Squamata, Eublepharidae. Gene Ontology annotation, cellular component: mitochondrial crista junction; MICOS complex. Gene Ontology annotation, biological process: cristae formation. The transcript is spliced from 4 exons.
GCUGGACGACAUGACAGUUACCGUGGCAACGUACAGCUCACCAUUGUGACCUCCGGAGACAGGCGGGAGGAAGCCAGGGACCCUUUCCCUUCGCGACGCGGCUUUUCCUUCCCGCGAGGCCUCCCUCUUCUCUCAGCCCUUUCGCUUCAGGUCUAAGGGCCGUCCUCGGCCUUGCCUCGGUAGCAAUGGCGGCCGCCAUCUUCGCGUAGCUCUCCCGCUCAGAGGCUUCGCUCAGUCGCCACGGAAACUGCAAUCCCGGGAGGCUUUACGCGAGUCCGGCCCGCUCUUGGAAUCGGUGCGGCCGGGCGCGAGCUGCCCUUGGGCUGGACAGCGAUGGCGCCGCGGCUCUUACCCGUUGUCAAGUUCCUGGUUAAAGGGGGCUUGGUAGGAGGUGCCGUGUACAUAGUUUAUGAGCAAGGCCUGUUGAGCAGCAGUGACCAGGGGGCUGAAGCUCUCCGGAAAGCCCAGGAAGCUUUGCCUCCAGCUGUGGAGGAAUGGACCAGAUAUUUUGGCUGGCAGCUUCCAGCCAUUCCAAAAACCGAAUUUUCUAUCUCCAAUUCCUGGAACGCAGGGGUUCAGGCUGUCAUAGGUGCCCUCUCCAUAGCCCCUACCAGGGCUUGUGAAUAUACACAGCACAGCUGGAAAUACCUGAAGGACCUUAUCAAAUGAAACCCUACCAAAGACGAUUGACCUUUCUUUCCUUCUUGCUGUCUCAGGGGGAAUUUAUGGCUGUGGUUUGGCCCUGGGGCUUGGAAUAAAGACCUUGCAACCAUCUCA